Molecule: messenger RNA, 1473 nt
Organism: Ochlerotatus camptorhynchus
Lineage: Eukaryota; Metazoa; Arthropoda; Insecta; Diptera; Culicidae
Product: ER lumen protein-retaining receptor 3-like
Exons: 2
Coding region: 62-706 (214 amino acids)
Biological process (GO): endoplasmic reticulum to Golgi vesicle-mediated transport; protein retention in ER lumen
Cellular component (GO): membrane; endoplasmic reticulum; cis-Golgi network
Molecular function (GO): ER lumen protein retrieval receptor activity
Source: RefSeq, a predicted model, not a curated record
AUUAUUGUUAGUUCAGUUCUCCUGACUGCACCGACGCAGGUGCUCUUUGCAUUUUAUCAAGAUGACUAACGCAUUCAAUAUUUUGGGAGAUUUUCUUCACCUUUCAGCAAUGAUAUUGCUGAUCGUGAAGUUUCUGCGAACAAAGUCGUGCGCAAACAUUUCUGGAAAAACACAAAUCCUCUUCGCGAUCGCGUUCACGAUGCGCUAUCUGGAUUUUUAUUCACCACCGAUUCCCUAUUACAUUGUGAUGAAAUGUGUGUAUGUUGCACUUACUUACCUGUUCGUCUUCAUGAUCUACGGACCGUUGAAAAAAACCUACGACCGAGAAAACGAUGGAAUGUACAACGAAUUCCUGGUAGUUCCUUGUUUUGUGUUAGCUCUAUACCUUAGCGAUGUGAGCGCUCCCUCAGAAAUCCUGUGGACGUUCUCGAUUUUCUUGGAAGCGGUCGCGAUCGUUCCCCAGCUAGACCUGCUCUGCAAUAUUGACUUCAUUGACAACUACAGCAUUGGUUAUCUUGUACUGCUCGGGCUGUAUCCGGUGAAGAACAUCUUGAACUGGGCCUAUCUAUACCACUACGAAGGAUUCUACUUAGUGAAAUACGUAUUUACGAGUUUUUUGAUGACUACGCUGUUUGCGCUGGUUUUUGUACGUUUGUACAUACUGAAGCGUCGCGACAGAAAGCUCAUGAUCGCCGUUGUAGGUUAAAUAGCAGUUCAGAUGAAAAUCUAUUUGUAAUGUAUCUCAUUUAAAAUCUAGAAUAGUGUAUAAUAGUGCAUCAAAAAUGCUGGUAAUCGGCUGAAAAACAUUAGAUCUAUGCCAUUGUGGGCUUUGUAGUAAUAGUGGAGUUCCUGCAUUUGCGUUAUGGCGGUUUUCCCCAAAUAAUAAUGGAAACUAACAAACUUAAGACUCCAAACACGAUGCCUCGAGUAAAAUGUUUAAAGGCAAACUUGCAAUGUUUGAAAAAUCAUAGCUAAGUCAUUUACUGACGAAUUUAAAAUCUAUUGGCGCCAUGUGAAGCAACAUAUUUUAAAAAUUUGUAUGGAAUCAAGCAUUGUCAAUUUGUCGUUACACAUUUUGCCCAAGGCAUCGUGUUCGGGGUGUUAAUUAUGAUCAUCAUAUUAUCAUCAAAACAAAUUAAGUAAAUUUUCGUACCGUAAACAGCUUUAAUAUCACGCAUCUCGUAAUGCCAAAAAUCGUCGAUAUAUUGUGAAAUAUUUUAAAAUAAUAUGGUUUCCAUAAGCUACACUCUCAAUCAAAUUAUUCACAGUUUAUUGUUCGUUUAAAAUCUUCUAGAACUAGAAUCCAUUAGACACCUCGUCGUUCCCUGUUAUAAGUACCAGUAAAUCAUUAAUAAUCAGGAAUGCUUGCUUAUACCUAUCUUGAAAAAUAAAACAUGGGUUCCGCUUUUGCUGAUACAUCUACAAGAUAGAGCGCGGUACAACUUGAAAAGUUCCGAAUUGAAAAAUAUACGG